AAUCUGUUGAAAAACGCUAUUCUGAUCUCCUCUGGAUUAAGUAUUUCAUUUGCAAUCAAAUCUUUUGCGUUUAUUGUCUCAAAAAGUGUAUUUUAAUUAAAUUUAGCUUCUAGGCUAUCCAAUCGUUGAGGAGGUAGACGAUGGAUAUAAAUUAGUGGGAGUUUACAAAGUUUUUUGGGAUUCUUAUGCCAAAUUUACCAGAACAAGGUGAGUCUUUUUACGAACAAAACGCUGAUUAAACUCAUGAAACUCUUGUUAUCAGAUACACGGUUAAAGUCCCCGAUGAACCAAUUUGGGGUACUUGGAAGGAAGGUGUUGGCUAUACAGAUGGUAUUUUAGGCAUGAUGCAGAACAAUGUAAUGUAUUCAUUUUUUAAAGAUCUUUUAUAUUUGGUGACCAUGAAAGGCUAAUCAACAUCAAACUCAAGUUUUUUUUCGCUCUUUGAUUCAUGAUUUGUUUAAAGUUGAAAAAUUAUCUUAAAAUCAUUUUAUUUCAGAGAAAAAUUUGAUGUUGAUCAUUUGAAGUCUUCAUUAUCUUCUCUCAAAUCUAAUUUCAUAAGCUUAAUUCUCAAUUUUCCCUUUCUCAGGAAGCUAACAAAGUACAUUUUUAUGUACCGAUUGGAACUAAAGAUCCUCCCGGAGUUUUCACUCGUGUUUUGAAGGAAGAAACUUAUCACAUCUUAUCCAUAACUGCACAAACCUCAAUCGUCAAUAACGAUCUAUUGGUCAAACUAUUAAUCUUUGAGCCAACCUGUUGGCUUGUCUAUUUUGUCUUGCUUUUCACCUUCCUUUUGAUUUGCGAUCUUCUCUCUCAAGAUCAAAAGCUUCUUAAUUUAUUUUCCAGGUUUAAGUUGAUUUGCCUUCAAUUGGUUCAGAUAACUUUUAAGCAAAAUCCAACCAUCAAUGGUCGCUGUUUAUUCAUGCUUCUUGCCUGUCUCACAGUUGCGAUAUUUACUAUGAUCUCUGGUGCAGCCUUCAAUACCAAUGCAAUAACGGGAACAAUAGGUGAACAGGUUAACACUUUAAUGGACAUUGUGCGACUCAACAAAAUUCCAGUCUUCAUAGAUGGUGAAUCAAUGUAUGAAUCUUUUGAAGGUGGAAUAGGAAAGGAAUUCAAAGCAGUUCAUGAUCAAGCAAAAAAAUUUAAAAUGGAUAAACCAGUGCCAGUUCUUGAAGUCGCGCAACAGACGCUGUUAACAGAAGACAGUUGUUUAAAUGGUGUAAUCAUUUUGGACAUAAGGUCAAUCAAGGUGACCAGUAAAGCAAUUGAACUGAUUUGCAGUGAAGCUAGCAAGAGGCGAAGAUUCGCUUUCAUUUCGCCUCCAUUUCAUACAACUGCUUUCUUAAGUUUAAUCAAUCCUGGUAACAAUGAAUCGAUAGGUAAAGAGUUGAUCAGGCGAGAUGGAUCGUUUGCGAGUACCAUAUUGGAAAGGGGAAUCGGACAGGAUAACAAAAAAAUCGUUGAUUAUAAUUCUAAGACUGCGGUGAAGCAAGUUACAACUUUGUUCGGCUUAAAGACUGAUUGGCCAAUCCAGGACGAUUCAUUCCAAAUUCGUCCAUUAAAUUUUUCAAAUUUUGCUCUCAUCUUUAAAUUGAUGAUUUUCCUUCAAGUGGCCAUUUUACUGGGUAAUGUUUUGUACCAAAUAUUUAACUUUUUAUUCCGAAGAGUCAAGUGGACUAUGCCAGCUUCAUUAGUUUAAUAACUGCAACCACAAUAAAAUAUAUCACUAAUAUAAUUAUUAUUAUUACUAUUAUAAUAUUUACUUUAACGUUACAGUAAUUCCCUGAGUUUUUUGUUUUUUUGGAGUGCUGACAUCUAUGUGAACUACAGGGGGAAAUAAUUAAAUUUUCCAGGUUAAACAAUUAGUCCACUCCAAUGACUCCCCCCUGAAGGGAGAAAGGCUAGAAAGGCUAAAGGGGAAUCACUAGAGUGGACUAAUUGUUUAAACUGUAAAUUUAAUUAUUUCCCCCUGUAGUUCACAUAGAUGUCAGCACUCCAAAAAAACAAAAAACUCAGGGAAUUACUGUAACUGUAAAUGUGAAAAUUGUUUCUUAAAAACCCAGAAGAUGCCACUUCAUUACCAGUCUUGGCAAUAAAAAAGAAACCGCAAAAUUUGAAAAUGAAUAAAUUGAUAAAAA
Messenger RNA from Tetranychus urticae (two-spotted spider mite), 2138 nucleotides. RefSeq lists its product as uncharacterized. NCBI's taxonomy places the organism in Eukaryota, Metazoa, Arthropoda, Arachnida, Trombidiformes, Tetranychidae. The record is from RefSeq and is a predicted model, not a curated record.